This is a messenger RNA of Adineta steineri, 2154 nucleotides long. The record is from the annotation of a GenBank genome assembly. Lineage: Eukaryota; Metazoa; Rotifera; Eurotatoria; Adinetida; Adinetidae.
AUGUCAAAUGAUUAUGCACUAUUUAUGAUCCUUUUACCAAAUGAUCUUGAUAAAGAAACAACAUCUCCUAAUAUUAAACCAUCAGCUUCUACUCCAUCAAUGAAUGCAGCAUCUACAUUCAUAACUCCAGCUUCUAGUACUUCAAUAAUUGAUAAAGACAAUGAACAUUUCUAUGAAACAUCAACAGAAUCUUUAUGUAUAACUUUAAAAAAUUAUUUUUCUGAAAAAAAAACUAUUGAACCCAUCUGGAUGAUAUCUGAUAAUAAAAAAACAUAUCAAAUUACAUUUUAUGUUGAAUUUGGUUUAGUUAGUGAUCGUAUUUUACAAGAUUUAACUCGACUUGGUAUUGGUAGAAGAAAUAAUACAAAAAUAUUUGUUUUACCAACUAUAAUUACUCUUGAAGGACAAAAUGAAUCUCUACCAGCAUUAUCAUUAAUAGAAGAUACAACUAAUAGUGAAUUAUUAUCAUCUACUAUUGAAAAUAAAACAACUAAAAUUCGUAAACGUAUUAAUGAAUCAAAUUUUAAAAAAAGUGUUCGUGCUCGUUUAAUGGUUCAUCAAGUUGUUGCUAGUAUUCGAGCAUCAACAGCACUAUCAUUUGAUUUUGUUCUAUUAAUAUGUCUUGCUUCAAUGUUAGCUGCAUUUGGUUUAUUAGAAAAUUCAACUGUUAUUAUUGUUGCAAGUAUGCUUGUUAGUCCAUUAAUGAAUCCAAUAUUAGGUAUUGUAUUUGGUCUUUCUGUACGUGAACAUUCAUUAUGGAAACGAGGCUUUCGAAAUGAAUUAAUUGGUUUAAUUAUAUGUAUUACUUGUGGAUUUAUUAUUGGAUUAUUUACAACAUUUGCAGAAACAAAAUGGGGAAAUUCAACAAGUUUUCCAACAUCGGAAAUGAAAUCACGUGGAGAUAUUAAACGAUUAUGGGUAGGUGUACUUAUUGCUUUACCAAGUGGAGCUGGUGUUGCAUUGUCAGUACUUGGUGGAAAUACUGGUUCACUUGUUGGCGUUGCUAUAUCAGCUUCUCUUCUUCCACCGGCUGUCAAUUGUGGACUUCUUUUUGCUUAUGCAUUACUUGGUACUUUAUUUUCAAAUAUUGCUGCUGUUGUUGAUUCUUCUUCUACAUUAAAUAAUACUGAACAAGAAUUUUAUACAAAUCUUAAUUGUACAAAAUAUAUCAAUAAUGAUUAUCAAUCAUUAUAUACAUGUAAUUUAGCAAGUGAAGCAGCAAUUCUUGCAGGUUGUAGUUUAUUAUUAACAAUAGUUAAUAUACUUUGUAUUAUAAUCAUGGCAUUAUUUAUAUUACGUAUAAAAGAAGUCGUUCCGUUACAUCAGCCAAAUAAAGAUAUUACAAAUUUUUUUCAUUAUGAUGUUAAAGUUGCACGUGAUUAUAAUAAAACAAUUCAUGCUAAUAGUUUAGAAUCAAAUAAUCUAGCAAUAACAACAAUUACUGGAAAUAAUCUUGCACAAUCAAUUGUUAAUCGUUGGAAAACAUUUAAGUCUCAUGAUAAUCAAACAGGACAAAUACCAACAAUAAGUAAUGAUAUAGAAUUAACUGAUAAUAAUAUAUUAAAUAUCAAUACUGAAUCACAUCGAAAAUUAUUACGUUUAAAAACAUUUGCUAAAGAAUAUAAUCUCGAUGUAUUUGAUAAACAUGAUUAUGAUUUAUUAAAUUCUAAUAGUCGAGAAAAAGUACAUUUACUUGUUAAUGAUCUUGUUGAUAUGUGUCAAGAAGAUAUUCCAAGUGUAUUUGUUGAUCUAUUUCAUUUACAACCUUGUACUACACAAACAUCAACUAAUAAAGAAUAUCAAUUAUUUUAUCAAGAAAUCAUUGAACUGUUACCACCUAAAUGGUAUCAAUUAUUUGUUCGUGAACAACAAAAACGACAAAUUACAUCUUGGUCAUCAUCAUUUAAUCGUACAUAUUCAUUACGUUUACCACAAUCAACUCCAUUGACAAAACCAAUAUCACAAUCAAAUGAAAAUGAUCAUAAUUUAGUUAUAGAAAAACAUAAUAGAAUACAUUUCCAACGACAAUCAUCUGUUCCUGAAUCAAAUCUUCGUUCAUUAAGUAUUAAUCAAGAAACAGAAGUACCUGUUCAUGGUACACGUUUUCGUAUAGCAAGACCAUCGAUACCUACAUUAACAGUUGAGAAUAAAUAA